AUGUCGCGGGGUGCAACUGGCAAACCCUCCGCAAAGCCCGCCAGGCCCGGCGCGAGGUCGUCCUCCAAGCCGUCCUCGAAGGUGCGCGCGCCGAAACGAACCAAAGGCGGCACGCAGUCGUCGCGCAACCACCGCUUCAAGGGCUUUUCGCAGCGCAUUGCAGAGCUCAAAAUCGAACCCGUGCGCCGCGGUCGCAACGCCAUUAUCGACGAUGCCGAACUCGAAAGCACCUUUUCGUACUUCAGAGACUCCUUCUUGGAGUGGAAAGAACUUAACCUGUCGGAAAACUUUGUGCACUUCUCCCGCAAGGUGUCGCCGCUGUGCGAUAGCCUUCCGCAAGUUCUCCACCACAGCGACCGCAUAAUCGACCUGCUCGUUGAGUUCAUAGAGAAAGGCGAGAAAUACAGCGAGGAGCCUUUGCUCAGUCUACUCGCACACCUGGCACACGACCUGGGCGAGCAGUUCGAGAAGCACUUUGAGAGGGUCGUCAAGACCGUGGCGCACCUGGCGGCUACCCAUGCCGAAAUCGAAGUAAUAGAGUGGAGCUUCACCUGCCUGGCAUGGCUCUUCAAGUACCUCUCCAGGCUUCUGGUACCAGAUCUCCGGCCAACAUUUGAUCUGAUAUCGCCACUGCUGGGACGCGCACAACAGAAAGCAUUUGUCGCGCGUUUUGCCGCAGAGUCACUCAGCUUCCUCGUCCGCAAAGCCGGAGCCGCAUACCACCGAGACAAGACACCCCUUAGAUUGAUCGUCAGACGCAUCUCUGGGCAGUUGAAAGAGCUACAGGAUAACGAGAAGGACUAUGAGUUCCAGCAGGGGAUAAUGUUCCUGCUCGCAGACUCGCUCAAGGGGAUACACCGCGGCAUUCACUCCAGCGCUACAGCAAUACUCCAGGCAUUGUUGGCCGAGGCGUACCACGACGAUUAUGUGUCUUUGCAAACACCACCGCUCGAACCAGUUCUGGUGGGCGUCGUCACCGCAGUCAUCCACCACACGGAUGCGGAAAACUUCAACCCCCUUCUCGACAUCAUUCUUGCUCAAAUUCAGUCAGCCAGUUCGCACCAUGCGGCGUUGUCAUCACGAUUGCUGUUCAUCGUCUGUGGUGUUCGGAGAGGUUCCCGUGUCCAGGACUGGAAACCUGUGCUUGCUUCUCUCGAUCAUGUGCUUAGCGCAGCAAAGAACAUGGCAGACCUCGAGUCUACCGAAGCCUGGGACCUUCUGUCAGCGACUGCCGUUGUGUUCCAAUACUGCGCCCUCGAUGCCGCGAUACCCUACGAGAAGCUGCUAGAAGGCCUCACCAAAGGGUCUUGGGACAGAUACUUUUUACCCUUCUGCAACAUGUUUGCGGAGCUUGGCGCUGAAAGGUUCAAGACUCUCCUGCUGCCAUACUUCAAGCGAUUUGUUGCUCAGAAGGCGCACGAACAUGGACCGGAGCUUUGCAUCAUACUUCCUCAACUCUAUCAGAGCGGCACUAUAUCCGCGGGUGCCGUUCACACGUCAGACCGUUGGCAAGCGCUUCUCGACAGCCCCUUCCAUGAGCUCUCCAAGGUGCAGACAGAAGAGGCAGAUUUGGAUAAGUCCACCUACCAUUGCAACGCCUUACUUGAUGCACUGGAGAUUCUUGCCGUACCCGAAGACAAGACAACAAGCAUCUGGGACGAACUCAAGGAACUAUUAGGAACGGCUAUACGAGUGGAUUCGACUGGAAAGGCUCGCAAGACCGAUAUAUUUGGCACUGGAAAGGGCCUCCAGUACCUGGUGGAUAAGUCAGUCGACGAUCAGACUUUUGCGCUUGAUUUGUGGCCUUCACUGUGUCAAGCCACACCGGUUUAUGCGCAUUCCCUUUCGUUCUGGAAGGCGCUGUUCAGUUUAAUGCAAAAGAAGAAAAAGGCCAUUUCAACGAGCGGCCCUCAUAUGGAGCCUUUAAAGCGCCAACUCAUGCGUUGCCUGGGUUCACCAUCUCACGACAUGAGGUUGACAGCCAUCUAUAUUCUGGAGAUCAUUGCAGGCAAGAGUGAGAAGCUGCAAAACAUCAUAUCCGUUGCGAUGAUGAUAGAGCAGACACCACUGGAUCUCGAGAACCAACGCUCCAUUUCAAUGCGCAUAGGUCAGUUGGCGAAGCUUUAUCCUGAGAUUUGCGCAGAUGAGUGGAUGGGCGAGGCGAUACCCACAUUCUGCUUCGGCCUGUUACAUGUGAGAAUGGCGUCAGUCUGGGACGACACUUGUGCAGCACUCAAAGCCAUAUGCGACACCAAAGAAGGCGAAGGCUUUGUCUCGCAAAUUGCCUUUGCCUGGCUUGGUGAACCGGAGAGCUUAGAAAACUCCGCAAGUGGGCUCGCUAAGAACACUGCGCAGAAGCGGUAUGCAAACGAGUUCGAGUGUACCAACAUAUUCCGAUUGCAAGACCUCGUUUCCAACAAUCAAGAGCUAUCGUACAACAUUGACGACAAGCUUGAGGUAACGUUCGACAGCAAGCACCCACAGGUUUCCUUCAUCAAUUCUUUCAGUAGGACACAAGCUUUACGUCUGCUGAAUGCGUUACCGCAAGUCGCCGAGAAACGUUCGCGUCUCCUUGUACCUGUCCUCCUAGACUGGGCGCUGGACCAGCCGGUUGCGGAGAUUCAGGAUGAGGACGAUAUGAUCGAUGAGAUACCUGUGUCAACACAACAACGAUGGUCGCGAAAGGAUCAGAAAGCUAUGUUGUCUGUCUUCUCAAAGUUCAAUAACCCGAAGGUUCUUUUCCGAUCUAGUGAGGUCCGCGAGGCUCUACUAUCGUUAUUGAGCAACGGCGAUGUCGAAAUUCAGAAAACCGCUCUUCAGGCGCUCCUAACAUGGAAAGACCGUGCAGUGACACCGUACCAGGAAGAGCUGCUUGGCUUACUUGACGAUGCUCGCUUUCGCGAUGAACUUCCUGUUUUCCUCAGCGAAGGCAAGAUCCAGGACAGUGAUCUCGCAGAAGUUCUACCCAUCAUCCUGCGACUACUGUACGGCAAAGUCAUUGCGGGCAAGCGAGGGCUGGAGUCGAAGAGGAAGUCCGUGUUCAUUGGACUGAAGAACAGAUUCGGGGAUGACGCCAUUCACCAAUUCCUGAGCAUCGCGUUUGGCCCUCUCAGUGGUGCAUCCGUCCUUGAAGAUGGCGCACUCGAUGAGGACUUAUUACGCAAGGAUUUGAUUGACACUCGCAAGCAGGUUGGUAUGUUGAACAUGCUCGAUGACUUGCUCAGUACGUUUAAGACGACAUUCACACCAUUUACCGUCGACGUCGUGGAUCCCAUCAUGUAUUGUCUCGUCAAAGCGUCACGAGAUCUGCAGGCAGCCGCAUUGGUAGGAGAGGAGGCCGACGUUGACGAUAGCCGUAAGUUCCAGGUUUCACUGCUGAGAACUGUCCGCCAACGCGCCCUACAAUCUUUGGCUAGGCUGUUUGAAAGUUGUCCGGACUUCAACUGGUACCCAUAUACAGCAGCAAUCGUCAAAGAGCUUGUCGAACCAAGGUUGGAACAGUUCCCUAUCGAGACUGCUCAGUCCAUCUCCGGUCUUCUUCGACUGUUUGCAUCAUGGUCAAAGGCCACAUCAACAGCACCUUUCCUCGUCGAACACAACAAGGAAAUUCUCAUCAAGAUCAUCGACUGCCUGGACGUACCUUCGGCUAAGGAUGAAGUGAAGCAGUUCGUUCUGGAUGACAUCCUCCGCAACAUCUUUUCACUUGUCGCUACAGAGGAACAGUCUACAUCUGUAGAUGCAAAGCUCCAGCGGAAUCGCAUCCAUACGGAUAUCAUCCAGCCAUACUCAAACGCGAUUUUGAGUCGAGUAGGUGGCCUUCUCCGGAAAAGCCCCAGCAAAGAAGUGCUCGAGUCAGGAGUUUUGGCUAUUGCCGACCUCGCGCCUCACGUUGUUGGAUCGACUGAGUCCCGUAGCAUGAUCGAGAUCGCAACUUUCCUUAUCCGACAGCCAUCGAAGCGGGUCAAUCCGAGGACGAAACUCGGCUUACUCAAGAUCCUGCACGAGUUUAUCCAACGGUGUGACGCAAAAAGCUUAGGAGAGCUUUUCAAUGGUAUCUACGAUGCUAUAUGUCCUAUGUUCGCUUUCUUCCAGGACCGAUCUGCUCGCAGUGUUCUUUGCGACGUCGUUCAGGACCUGUCUGGAAACAGAGAGGAAUUGGCAGACGUUGCAAAGCUCUGUCAAGAACUCAACUCGUUCGCAAAAGGACGGGUGGACGAACCUGACUUCGAGCGUCGUUCACAAGCCUUCAACCAGAUCAACGACCAGGGCUAUCGGUCGUUCUCGCUCAUGCAGUGGAAGCCAUUGGUGUACAAUAUGCUCUACUUCAUCAAAGACAACGACGAAUUGAGCAUUCGAGUGAACGCAUCAUCGACACUGCGCAGGUUCAUCGAAGUUUCUCAAGAUGACGACUUUAGAGCUUUCAUCACUGCUGCGAUUAUACCCGGGAUACAGCACGGAAUGCGUGAGCAGUCCGAGCUUGUUAGGACAGAGUUCCUGGCUGUUACAGAACAGCUGGUGAAGAGCCAUCGCGACUGGGCUCCGGUCGCUGACCUGUACGCCCUUGUCUCGGAUGAUGAGGAGGCUUCUUUCUUCAGCAACGUGUUGCACAUCCAAGGCCAUCGAAGGCUGAGGGCUCUUCGCCGAUUGGCUGCUAACGCUUCCCAUUUGCAGCCGGGAAACACCUACCAUAUCCUCUUGCCGUUGUUGGAGCAUUUCGUGUUCAACAAAGCAGACGAUGAUAGUGCCGACAACCUUGCUGGAGAAACAAUCCGUACUCUUGCUGCCUUGGUCGAAUGGCUGGAGUGGCCUCAGUUCAGAUCCCUUUUCAAGCGCUACAUCGGCUAUCUGACCAGUAAAGAAGACAUGCAGAAAGCUAUUGUGCGACUGAUUGGUGGCCUCAUGGAUGGUCUCAAUCAAGCUGGAAGAAAGAAGGGAUAUGUUACUGCCUCACAACCCGCAGCAGAUACCGAUGACACUCCAGAAGCAGAGCCAGGCGCUAAUGCGGACGUGAUGGACAUCGAUACCCCUACCUCCACACUAUCGAAAACACUCCCACAACAAGACAAGCUUACUAAGGACCUUGUCAACAACUUUUUGCCAGACUUGACAGCUUUCCUCCACAAGAAAGACGAAGCAACGACUAGUUUACGUGUACCUGUCGCGGUCGCGCUGACGAAGGUUCUCCUUGUUCUUCCAUCCACAGAGAUCGAGGGACGCCUUCCUGGCGUUCUGCUGGACAUCUGCCACAUCCUCAAGAGUCGAACACAAGAGAGUCGUGACCAGUCAAGGAAGACUCUGAGUGAGAUCGCUGUGCUCACUGGACCAAACUACGUUGGCUUCAUUCUCAAGGCUUUGCGCACUGCGCUUCAGCGAGGUUACCAGUUACACGUGCUGUCUUACACUCUGCACUACAUUCUGGUUAACAUGGCCAGCCAGCUGAAACCCGGUGACCUCGACUAUUGCGUUGCGGAUGUUGUCGACAUCGUGAUGGAUGACACCUUCGGCGUUACUGGACAAGAAAAGGACGCAGAAGAAUACAUCAGCAAGAUGAAGGAGGUAAAGAGCAGCAAGAGCUUCGACACAAUGGACAUCAUCUCCCGCUCAAGCACUCCUGCUCAUCUCAUCAAACUCAUCAAUCCGGUCAAGUCCUUGCUUCUCGAAAGGAUCAACGCGAAGAUGGUGCAGAAGAUCGAUGAGCUACUGCGUCGUAUCGGCCUGGGUAUCUUGCAAAACCCAACAGUCUACAGCAGAGACAUUCUCGUUUUCUGCUACGAACUGAUCCAGGAAGUAUACAGAGCUAGCGCAACAACACAGAAGGGUGACAAGACGGAUCCGAAGUUGAGGCGAUUUCUCGUCAACAGAAGGGGCGCUGCCAAGUCCGGAGCGCGUUUGUCAACGUCAUCGUACAUCUACAAGAUCACACGCUUCAGCUUGGAUAUCCUAAGGACUGUACUUCGUAAGCAUGAUGACCUCCAGACGCCACAAAAUCUGGCUGGGUUCCUGCCGAUCAUCGGCGACACGAUGGUACAAGGGCAAGAGGAAGUGCAAGUGUCAGCUGUUCGUCUACUUACUGCUAUCAUCAAAGUACCCAUGGACGAGAUGGAUGCCAAUUGUCCUGUGUAUGUUGAUGAAGCUGUGCGGGCGAUCAAGGGUGCCCACUCAUCGAACACCGAGCUUGCGCAGGCUUCACUUAAACUAGUAGCAGCUGUGCUUCGUGAGAGACCCAACGUGGUUAUCCGCGAGCGAGAUAUCGGUCACCUGAUCAAGCGUUUACUGCCGGACCUGGAUGAGCUUGACCGCCAGGGUGUAAGCUUUGGUUUCCUGAAAGCUGUCAUGAGUCGUCGCAUUGACGUACCCGAGGUGUAUGAAGCCAUGGACAAGGUUGCAGAGAUGAUGGUUACCAACCAGACAAGAUCAGCCAGAGAUUUGGCUCGGAGCCACUACUUUCAGUUCCUGACGUCGUACACACAGAGCGAGAAGCGCUUCAAGAAGUCCAUGGAGUUCUUGCUCAAGAAUUUGCGCUAUGAACACGUUGAAGGUCGGCAGUCGGUCAUGGAAGCCUUGGACCUCAUCAUUACCAAAGCUCUGCCCAGGUUCCCGGAGAAGGCACAGUUCGAUUACCAUGGCAUGAUCUUCCUACCGCUCAUCAACACGCUUGCCAAUGAUGACUCCGCCAAAUGUAGAGAGCUUGCCAGUUUACUUGUGAAACGUUUGUUCCAGCAUGCGAGCGAAAAGCGGCUGCAAAACUUUACGAACGAUCUAAAGAGUUGGCUCGAGCAAGGCGAGAAUACCGGUCUGAAGCGCCUUGGCAUUCAGUGUUGGGGCUUCUAUUUCGAAGCGCUUGACACUGAAGAUGAUGAGCCGAAGGAAUUAUCAUAUGUGCUGGACGGACUUGAUUCUACAAUUGACGAGUCUCUGGCGCGGCGCGAUGAGGAUGACUGGGAACUCCUAUAUUACUCAUUGACCCUUAUCUCAAAAAUCUGCAAGAAGUAUCAAGAUACGAUGCUCUCUGCCGACAAGGAGGGCCUGUGGACUGCAGUCCAGGUAAGCGUUUCAUAUCCCCACGCUUGGGUCAAGCUCAAAGCUGCUGAAUUGAUGGGCACAUACUUUGCUCAUCUCGCCAUCACCAACAAGGACGUUGGCCUCGGCGCGCUUCCGCUCAAGGGAUCUGGCGGCUUGCAAUUGGCCGAACAAAACAUGAUUCAGCUCACCAAUGCUUCGCUGAGGAAUUUGCUCAACCCAGAUGUGUCAGAACAACUGUGUACGCAAAGUGUCAAGAACAUUGCCUUCUUGGCGAGAUGCUUGGCCGUCAAUGACGCGAAGUGGCAGUGGCACAAUGCCGACGACGAAGAUGAGGUCGAGGAAGUACCAGAGACAAAUGCCGCGGAUGACGACGCUUCUUCAGAAGAGGACGUUACUAUCAGCAAGAAGACUCCACCCGCGGCCAUCCACCGUCUCAUGAUCCGCCUUUCCGGUAUUAUCCGCCGCGACACAAGCUCCAUGAAUGCCAAAACCGCAAUCAUGAAUCUUCUCGAAACGAUGGCGGCUAAGUUCCCUCUGGAACCCCUCACCACCUCGCUCCCACACCUCCUCACAACAUUCAAUACCCUUGUCGACCCCGCUACUACUAUCCCGCGCGCCCACACCAACGCCUCUUCCACAUCUCUCAAUGAGCCGAACGAGCUUUACAAGGCUCUCAUUGACAAGGCAAGGGAGACCAUGAACACACUACAGAAGCGUAUGGGCACACAAGAAUAUCUCAAGGUCAUGAGUGACGUGCAGAAGGCGGUCAGGGAGCGCAGAGAUGAGCGCAGAAGGAAGAGAAAGGUCGAGGCCGUGGCUGAUCCGGAGAAAUGGGGGAAGGAGAAGAAGAGGAGGAACGACAUCAAGAGGGUCAAGAGAAAGGAGAGGGGUGCUGAGCACCGAGGUCAAAGGAGGGGAUGGUAG
Ascochyta rabiei is the source of this 7947-nucleotide messenger RNA. Its product is annotated as U3 snoRNP protein. The record is from RefSeq and is a predicted model, not a curated record. Lineage: Eukaryota; Fungi; Ascomycota; Dothideomycetes; Pleosporales; Didymellaceae. Bases 1 to 7947 code for a protein of 2648 amino acids. Gene Ontology annotation, cellular component: 90S preribosome; small-subunit processome; nucleolus. The transcript is spliced from 2 exons.